AGCCUAUGUGUUAUAACGAUAACUUGGUGAAUCCGGAAGGGCCAGGAGAUAGCAAUUGAAACUAAGGAUUCCAGACUCUCUCCUAGCACUGAUUAAAGGCUGGGAUUGCAAGCGAGAGCUGAUUCAUGGCAUUUCGAAAACUGGUCCAGCUAUCAUUUUCCUUCUGCUUCCUGCAAAGUGUAUUAGUAACCACUAGGGGGAAGGAGACUGCUAGACCUCUCAACUACUACACCAUAGAGAUUGACGAGGGAGAGGACACAGCCAGAGACGUGGCUAAAAGGAAUGGCUUAGACUACAUACUACCGGUUGGAAAUCUAAAAGGGUUCCAUAUCUUGAAGAUUCAAAAUCAACAAAUCAGAAAGAGAAUCUCAAAAAGGAACAGAAAGCAGUUGCUGAAACAACUUUCCCAGGAUCACCAGGUCAAAUGGGUAGGACAGCAUUAUGUUCAUGAAGUGGAAAAACGAGACAAGGUUGUUUUCUCCAAUCACUCAUCACUUCAAGGUGGCAAUUUUGAUUUAAACUCUGGAUCACUAGAUCGAGUGAAGAAAGAUUUUGUCCAUCCAGAGGUCUUCAAAGUAUUGGACUCCAAAAGUGCAAAAGGAAAUGCACUGAAGUUCAAUGAUCGUUUGUGGCCUGCACAGUGGGAGUUGUUCAACACUGGCCAGACCUAUGGACCAAGAGGAUUUGACAUUAAUGUGAUGCCAGCUUGGAAGAAAAAUAUAACUGGCGCUGGAGUAGUUGUGACGAUCAUAGAUGAUGGUGUUGACCACAGAAACACAGAUCUGAAGAAAAAUUAUGAUCCCAAUGCCAGCUUUGAUUUCAAUGAUUAUUUUGAUGAUAAGCAUGAUCCAGCUCCAGAAUCUGAGAGUAAGCAGAAUGGUCAUGGAACAAAGUGUGCUGGAGAAGUAGCAAUGGAAGCCAACAACAGCUUCUGUGGAGUUGGUAUUGCAUACAAUGCAAAUAUUGGAGGCAUCCGCGUCCUAGAUGGAGUAGUGACUGAUGCCUUAGAGGCAGCGGCCCUCACCUACAAGAACAAUUAUAUAGAUAUCUACAGCUGUUGCUGGGGCCCCAAAGACAAUGGGCAGAAAUUUGAAGGCCCCAAAAGGUUAGGAACCAAAGCACUUCAAGAAGGGGCAGAGAAGGGUCGUAAUGGUAAAGGGAAUAUUUUUGUGUGGGCUUCGGGAAACGGUGGCCUGGUCUUCGAUCACUGCGGUGCUGAUGGAUACGUGAAUAGUAUUUUCACAGUGGCAGUUGGAGCUGUUAGUAAUCAGGGUCUCAGUACCUUCUAUGCAGAGCCUUGUUCAGGAAAUAUGGCAGUAGUUCCUACAGGAGGAGCAAGCGAAACCCCUCUUCGUUCUAAUUUGUCUCCUGAAUUAGAUAUGGUGACAACAGAACUUGAUAAUGAAUGCACCAAAACCUUCAAAGGUACUUCCAGUGCAGCUCCAAUAGCAGCUGGUAUCAUUGCACUGGUCCUUCAGGCCAAUCCUAAUCUCACAUGGCGAGAUGUGCAGCACCUGAUUGUUCAAACCUGCAAAAUCACUGACCCCAUGAACAAAGGCUGGAAGAUUAAUGGAGCAGGCUACCAUGUUCAUCACAAAUAUGGAUUUGGUCUGCUUGAUGCUGGGCGAAUACUGAAGGAAGCUGUUAAGUGGAAACUAGUUGGUCCUCAGAGGCAUUGUGUGAAUAAUUAUGUUUUUCAACAAAAAAGAUCUAUUCCUACAAAAGGUUCUCUGAUGCUGAGUCUGGAAACAAAUGCAUGCCAUGGAAAAGAGAAUGCAAUUGACACACUCGAGCAUGUAGAGGUGACUGUCACCAUUUCAAGCAUUUGCCGUGGAGACUUGAGCAUUCAUCUCACCUCCCCAAAUGGUACCAAGUCUGAACUCCUGGGAGUUCGUAUAUUUGAUAACAGCAAAAUGGGAAUAAAAAACUGGACAUUCAUGACCAUCCACUCCUGGGGAGAGAACCCCAAAGGCGAAUGGAAACUUACGAUUACUGAUCUUUUCGAUUCUGCUGAGGGCUGUCUCCGAAACAACAAGCUCUUGACAUCAGGACAGAUCAACAAGUUUAAGUUAACCUUGUGGGGAACCUAUAAGGAUGAAAAACGAGGAAUUAAGGAUGAUGUCAAAAAUCUCCAGGAUGAAAAUGAUGAAGAUUUAAUGAAUCUCAAAAUUCUAAUGGAGGAAAACAAAAUUGACAGCCGACUGGGUGAAGCAUUCUAUCGUGAAAAUAAGAGAAAGGUGGAAGCAGAUGAAAUUCUCUACACUUGGUCAGAUCCACAGUUAAUUCAUGAUGCAAAAGUGUCAAAGAGUCCAAGCUCUCAUCUGGGAGAAAAUCUGCUGCUCUAUUGGUACCAAUCUAAUAGCAGUGUGAAUAUUCAUGAAAAGAGAUCACGGUUAGCUGAUAAAUAUGAUGGACAGCCAGAGGAUCUCAAUGACGUUUAGUUGGAAUCUGAAAGAAGCAACAUUCAGCCAGCAGAAGAAUAGAGCAAGAAUCUGACAUCUUCACUGAACGUUUUCUCAAGUAAUCGAAAAAGCCAAAGAUGGAAAAUAUGAAGAAAACCCAUAAGGGAAUAACUUAAGACAAGAAUAUUCAUAAUGACAAGAAGCAAUAGCUCUUUAAUUUGACAUUCUUUGGGAUGUUGCUCUUUUGAAAGCAAAGCAAUAACAGUUUUAAUCCUGUCAUACAUGGUUCUUUAGAAACCGAUUGAACAGAAUAUCCAAAGGAAUAUAUAUAUUGCAUAAACCAAACAGCUGAAAGACUCCAGCAAGUCAAGCAGCAUCUGUGGAGGCAGAGAGAUAGUCAACAAAUCCCACAACAUUAACUACCCUUUUUCUACCACAAAUUCUGCUUGAGCUACUGAGCUCUUUCAGCAGUUUCUCACUCCAGAAUCCAACAUUUACAGUCUUUUCUGUCUCCAUGGAAAGCAUAUUACAUAUUAUCAGGAGAUGGGGGGGGGGGUUAAAGUUUUGCACUGGUGCUAAAGGCAAAUUCUUGCUCCACAGUCCCAAUAGAAAGUAAUAAUGAAAAUAUUUCACUCAAAUCACUAUUUCCUGAAACUAUUUUUAAGAAGGUCAUGAACUUACUAUCCAAUACAUAUCCAAUAGAGUUGCACCCCAACCCACCAGACUUAAUAAUAGUUUCUCUUGGACUAUUUUUAUUGUUUUCCUUCUGGAGUGACUAUAAGGGUAAACUAUUUUUGAUUCCUGGAUCUAGUUAUUUACAAUAUCUAAGGUCAGGACAUGGAACAGGCAAUUCAGCCAUGAAUGUCUGUGCGAGAGGAGUCUCCAAUUCAUUAAUGUCCAAAACUAUAGCCUUGUAUAAUAUUUGAGCUUUGUUUAUUACAUUCUGCUUCAUCAGCAGGACACUGGCAGAAGAUGCAGAAAUGGAUAUUAUGAUGAAUAUAUUAACCUUAGAUUGUGAAUUCUAUUUUAGUGUUUACAAAACUUAAAAUGUGGUUUCCAUACUAAAGCCUUCAAUUGAAGAUAUAACUUUGCUUGAACUUUCCAGUCUGAAAAUAACAAAAUAAUAAUGUUUAUAACCUGAGCUUUUAAAUUCGCCCCUAACUUUUAAGUAUGCACAGCCCCAUUUAUUGUCUAAGUCUGUCAGCUGACUCUGCUGAUAAUGCUGUUGUAGCAUAUGAAGUGAGGUGCACCUGAUAACCCAAGUGAAAAUAAUCCUAGCUCAACCUGCCAAAUUAUAUAGGAGCCACCAUCUCAACGAAGCUUUGCGUAGUGUCAUUAUCUCCUUUCCUAUUUCUGGAGGUAGCAAAAGGUGAAAGCAAUGUGCUGCCUUCAGCUUCAAAGCAGCAUGAAGGAGCGGGUAUCAAAUCUGUCCUUGAUCACUAGUGCUAAACUCUUGAUAUAGUAGCCAGUGGCUGCACAGUGUGGUUCAGUUCCAAAUUCAGUUCCACUAAAGUCUGAAGGACUGACUUGCAAAAGUGGAAUACAAAACAUGGACACUACCAUACUGUAUGUUUAGUAUCAGCAAUCAAGGAUAAAUUCCUAACCAACUCAUAAAGGCUCCUCAAGUAAUUAAACUGAAUUGCAUAAACGUCUCAUAAAGUUAUUUAAAUUAAUCUAAAAAAUAAAGCUAGAAUUAUCUUGCUACAAGAAUUAGAAAUAUUAUCUUCAGAAUUAAGAAGAAACUGUAUUUAGUUUAUAAAUUUUGGCCCUCUUCUUCAACCACUAUACCCAGAUUAAGACUGUGAAACUCAUCUGGGACUGAGAAUUGCCAACAUAUUCUGAGUGGACAGGGAUUCCUGGGACAAGAAAGGUGGGAUGAUUUGAUGACAGAUUCUAAGAGGAAAGUGAGGUGUGUUAGUUGGGGAGUGAACAGUUGACAGUUGUACCAAUGCUUUGCACCCUCACAUUAUAAAAUUAAAAUGAGUCAAAGCCAGCAAGGUGAUGCCAGCUGAGGGUUUUCUCAUUCUAACUGGGAGAUAAAGAUUGCACUACACCAUAGCAUAAAAACAUACAGAGUUGUCAUUAAGCAGGUGUGAACCCAAAAACUAUUUUGCAUCAAUUAGCUAUCAUGUCUGAAAACAAAUUACAGUAAUACUUUUAAAAGAUUGUAAUUUGUGAAUGGAAUUUUUAUGUCUCUGCUAGUAACAAAUUUUGGGCUUUUUAAAGUCCAGAACAAUAGCCUUAUUUUUUCCUAGGAAACACCAUCACAUAAACCUUCAAGUGUCACUUUAAAACUAUAUACAUAAUGAUAGUGGCCAUCUGGGCUAGGUUACAAAUGACCGAGUAAAUGGAGUCUUAAAAUACAAAAAAAAGAUCACUUAGAAAGACAUCCUCCAUUAUGAUUCAUAAUGCAGAAAGUGCUACAUCAAGAUUUCUUCAUAAUACAAUAAUCUAUAAUUUAACAUUACUAGUGGAAAAUGUAACUAUCAUUGGUUAUUAAUAAAAUAGAGAAUCAAAUUCUCCUAUGAGCUUGAUCAUAAAAUAAAACCAAAUUUUUUUAGGAAAGGGUAGCUCUCAUUGGAUGCUUUCACUAACUUAUCAUAAAACAUUUAUAUGAUUUUUUUCCUGAACAUAAUCCUGCUCAUUUUUAUUAAUCAUUUGAUUGUAGAUAAUUUUACAGUGCUAUGCCACAAUAAUUUGAUCCACUUAUCUUUAAGUUUUGUUGGCCGUGUGUUCAAUUGCCUACUUAAAAGAUGAAAGAAGAAGUAAUAUCUUAAGGAAUUUUCAUUGCAUGGAGUCAUGCAGCUUUUUAAACUCCAAUUAAAUAUGUUACCCUCUAUUACUGGCCAUGGCAUGACCAUUAGAUCAGAAGUCAGAUAUCUAAAGGAUAUGUAAUGAAGAGUUAAUUUCUGCAUCUUCAAAUACUAAACUUUGAACCACAGUCAACCAAUAAAUUGCUCCUUAGACAAUGCAGGAAACUUGUAGGAAUCUCAAACUAUACCAGCCCCACAAAAUCCUACAGAUUGGCUUAUAAUGCAGCAUCAAAUGAAUUCUCACAAUCAAAAUUGAUUGUCUAUUUAUUAUUGAUUAUUUUUGGAAAACUAAUAAUGUAGUUUUAAUAGCAAGUUAUAUAAUGAAUUGAAACUUAUAACUUUAACUGACAAAGCACUGAUAAAGUACAAAAUAUUCGCUUAAUUAUUACUGACCUUGGUGGGAGAGUGAAAUUUUGACAUUGCCUGAUACUGACUGUUUAGUUGUAGUGCUUAAUUUAAAAAGUAAUUCUUUGAAGAGACCUAUUACUUGGAAAUGUCCUCUGAAAGCAUUGUGAACUCAAAAACUUUGGAACCAGCAGAUGGAAUAUUAGGUUUCUGCGGACAGACAAUGUCGAUGAUACAAUAUUUCCUAAUAUAACUUGGAUAUUUUAUCUUCACGGCCCAUUUAUGAAGUCUGUUUUUAAAGUAUGUUACGCUCAAUAUUUGAUUGCUAAAUCAAAAUUCACAAUGUGUUUCACAAUAAUUAUUUAAUGGCAUCAGGGUAUUUUGGGAACCUUUUGAUUUGUGUCCUUUGUGAUUUUUUUUUCAGUUUCUUCUGUUAUUUUCUUUUUUGUCCAAUAAAAUGAAUGAGCAAGUGCAACCUAUGGCCUUUUAUACACAAACACAUUCUCUUCAUUGUUAGAAUUCAAAAUACCGUAUGAAAAUAAAACAGGUAAAUUAUAUGCUAAGGGCAGAACAUUACAGAUACUGGAAAUUGGAAUUUUUAAACAAAAACAGAAUAUACUGAAAAUACACUACAGUGCAGAGAGCAUUAGUGGAGAAAAACAAUCCACCCACCCGAAUCUAUUCAUGUUGCUAAGUAGGUUUGCAACAUGGCUGCUUAGAGAAAAAAGAUCUUCCCCUAAAACAUCAUUAUGAUUCCAGUGAGGAAUC
Molecule: messenger RNA, 6328 nt
Organism: Mobula hypostoma (lesser devil ray)
Lineage: Eukaryota; Metazoa; Chordata; Chondrichthyes; Myliobatiformes; Myliobatidae
Product: PC3-like endoprotease variant B
Exons: 20
Coding region: 126-2441 (771 amino acids)
Biological process (GO): protein processing
Cellular component (GO): trans-Golgi network; Golgi membrane
Molecular function (GO): serine-type endopeptidase activity
Source: RefSeq, a predicted model, not a curated record